Molecule: messenger RNA, 1042 nt
Organism: Beta vulgaris subsp. vulgaris (sugar beet)
Lineage: Eukaryota; Viridiplantae; Streptophyta; Magnoliopsida; Caryophyllales; Amaranthaceae
Exons: 7
Coding region: 181-789 (202 amino acids)
Source: RefSeq, a predicted model, not a curated record
CGUCCAAUCUUCUUGGUCGAACUAUCUAACGGUAUAUCAUCAGCUUCCUCCAAAUCAAUAUAUACUUACACAAAUUACAACUAUACAAACCAUUCAACAAAUUUUCAUAAAUUAUUAUGAUCAACAGUCUCUCUACAUCUUGAACCCAGAAAAAUUUAAUUGAGUGAAAGAAGAGAAACGAUGUCGUUUGGGUCAUCUUUAGCAAGUUCUCAAUCUCUUACACUCUUCUCCAAAUCUUUCAAUGGACAACAUAGGCGGGCCCACUUCCCUUCUCCUUCUUCCCGUUUCAGGGCUUCUGCUGAUGUCCCUGAUUUUCUUUCUGCUGAUUGGCUUGAAGCUCGCAAGAAGAGGCCUUUUGGUCCAACAAUAAAUUUUAGUGCAGAGGAAGCUGUUAGCCACCAGCUUGAUGCUCUGAAAUACAAUGAUCAGCCUUAUCAAGAUUACGGGAUCGAGGUUAUGUAUAGGUUUGCUGGAUUUGAUCCUUUUGAGAGAUCUACUUACUUCGGACCACACUUUGAUUUAGGACAGUUUGAGCGCUUCAGGCGAAUUUUUCAUCAUUCAAGCUAUCGGGUGCUGCUCGGCCACAAAGAAAGGAAAAUACUGAGCAGCUUAUGGGUUAAAGAGAAUCGAUUCAAGCAACGAGUCUGGGUGCAAGGAACUCGUCCUGCCGAAGAAGAGAUAUUUGAAUUCACAAUGCUUCAGAGGCUCGGUGGUAGCUGGGAUGGUUAUUGGCUCACCGAGAGUGUACAUCAUGACGGAGACAGUUUCUCCAGUGGUAUGGCUUACUGAAGAACCCUUUCUAGACAUGGGCGCCAGUCUCGAUUACUACAAAAUGAUUCAAGUCUUGACCACACAUGGAAUAUGAUGAUGUCCCAACUUCAGAAUUUGUACAUAUAAAGGUUCAAAAUGUUAACUUGUUCAUAUUACUUGUGCUUGUAAAUGGUUACUCUGUAUAAGUCAAUAGUUUGGGAUUUUCCCUAUUCAAUCAUCUGUAAUCAUCUGAGACUUCAUGUAUUUAUAUAUUUUUGAUUAUAGUGCUGAA